AUCCUUACAACUCAUUCCACUUCUCUCUUUUUGCCGCAAAUCUUAGAUCUCCCGCAACCCUUUUCUCAUAAUAAGGAAAACAACAAAAACUUUUCUUAUUGAAUAAAAAGGGUUUUUUAAAGAAAACUCAAAGGGCAAGAAAAGAAGUACAAGAAUUGACAAUAGAGAAACAAGGAUGUCACCCCACAACACACCCCACACCCUGUCCUUCCAAUAAGGAUUAUCGGAGAAAAUUGAUGGGUCAGGUCUGAAAAUCAUAGGAAUACCAGAAAAAAUAUUGAACCAUGACCCUUUCUUUAAUUGUUUACGAUGGUUGAAACAUUUUUUGAAGAUUGAAAAAGAUAAUUGUAACUUGAAACUGUUAAAAGUUGAUUUGCCCGCUGCCUCUAUUGCUCGAGGUGAUUUUUUGAAAUUGGGCAAUGGGGUGCUGCUGUUAUCAAUGUGGUUAGGAGUCAGGUCCUGAUUUGGUUGUAAAAUUGAUGUACGUUGAGUAUUUGGAUACAUCGUUUAGAGGGGAAUGAAUGCAGGAAGUUGUAUGAUCUAACGGGUAAACUUAAUGAGUGGUGAUAACCCUAUUUGAUUAAUCAUUGAUCAGAACGAGUGAACUGUCUUAGACGAUAAAGCAUAGAGCGAAUUGAGAAAGUGUGGUUGGCGUUUUGUUGGGGGUUAAGAUGGAGGUUGAGCUUGAUUUGAGGGAUAUUUUAAUGAAAAUUUCAGAUGAAAAGAACAAAGACGAGGAAUAUGCGAAUGUUGAUUUGAAGAAGAGUGAGUUUGCUGCUAAGGCUGAUGAUUUUGUUUUCAGUAAUAGACAUUCUAUGAAGUUUGAUGGAAAGAUAAGUUUGGACCUCACUGAAUGUAUUGUAAAGGAUGUUGAUGGAAAGAACAUUGUUGGUGAUGAUGACAAACAUUUUGCGUUUGUUAGUGGAAGGCGGAGUGAUGAUUGUGGCACAGAUGAGAUUGGAGUAACGAAGUCAAGUGUGGUUAGGGAAGAUGAGAACAAUAGGAAGAGAAAGCGAGAAUCUUACACGGACUUGCUGAGUUGGGUUACUGAUGUUGCAAAAGAUCCUUGUGAUCCUGCCAUUGGAUCUUUGCCAGAAAGAUCCAAGUGGAAGUCUUACGGGAAUGACGUAAUCUGGAAGCAGGUUCUGCUGCUGCGAGAUGAAAUGCUUCUGAAAAAGAGUGCUGAUACAAGUGCUCAAUGCUCGAUAUGGCGGAUAAAACAGAAGAUGCAUCCAUCUAUGUAUGAUGAUAACUCCUCUCUUGAGAGAGUGAGAUGCAGCAGGCGGGUUCUACUCGCUAAAAAUCCAUUGAAGAAGGCACCUUUUUCAGCAUUGUCAUCCUCAAGUUCCCCAAGUGAGGAGGAUCCGGUUGAUGGACCUGCUGAUUCUUCUGCAGAGUCAGGAGUUGCUCUUUGGCGGAACCAGCGCCGAAAGCGAAUACCAGUCGGACCGCAGUUUCAAGCAGAUAUUCCUGAAUGGAGACUGGAGGAAUAUGAAAGUGACUCCAAAUGGGUGGGUACCCAAAUCUGGCCACUAGACAAACAAGAACAAAACAUAAUGUUAAUUGAAAGAGAUCCUAUUGGAAAGGGAAGGCAAGAUACAUGUGGCUGCCUAUACCCUGCUUCAUAUGACUGCAUCAAGUUUCAUCUUGUUGAGAAACGGAAGAAGGUUAAGCUUGAGUUGGGAUCAGCCUUUUAUCUGUGGAUGUUUGACUUGAUGGGUGAAGAAGUUGCACUUUCUUGGUCAAAACAAGAAGAAACGAAAUUCCAGGAUAUAGUGAAAAUGAACCCGUUGUCGACAGACAAGAGCUAUUGGAAUGAAAUAUUCAAGUUCUUUCCUAACAAAAGCAGGGAAUCUUUGGUCAGCUACCACUUCAAUGUCUUUCUUUUACGGCGCAGAGGUGACCAGAAUCGAACAACUGGAAGUAAUAUUGACAGUGAUGAUGAUGAACCACAGUACGGACCUAGAACUAAUUGUUUUGGGAGGGAUUCUGAAUUCUCCAUCUUUUGUUCCCCAAAGAAAGCACAUCUGGAUCCCAUAUAGUAAUUGAAUGUUUAUAUACCAUGGUGUUGUUCAGAAAUGUAAAUUGCAGGUUUUUUGUUGUGCUUUUGCCCAUCAGCAGUUUAUAUCGGCAAAUAUUUUUCAAAGUCAGUUGCAAAGUGCAGAUACAUAAUACCAGAUACCAUCUUAAAAUUGUAUAUUUUGAGUUGGUGGACUUUUUGGGUACAAGAAGGUUCAGGAUAUUCUUUCUUCUUACCUUUUUCAGCAUACAGCGUUUUACUUUACCUACUUGUUAUUGUUCAAAACGCUGAUCAAGACUGUUACUCAUGUUAUGAUUUGCUCAGAUGGAUCUCUACAUAUUGCGGUUUGCCUUUUGUUCUCCUUGCAUCCCUAAAAUCAUUGUGCUUUUCGAUAGCCCUUGUAUUUGGGAUAACUGAUAAAUCAACUAGUUUCUCU
Capsicum annuum is the source of this 2456-nucleotide messenger RNA. Its product is annotated as AT-rich interactive domain-containing protein 1. Lineage: Eukaryota; Viridiplantae; Streptophyta; Magnoliopsida; Solanales; Solanaceae. The transcript has 3 exons. The record is from RefSeq and is a predicted model, not a curated record. Bases 672 to 2042 code for a protein of 456 amino acids.